AUGAGGUAUUUGGUGCCUUAUCUCGAGUCCUCGGGGGAGGGGGCCCGGGGGGGAGACCUGGGGCACACUUGCCCCUCCCUCCCUCCCACCCCCUUCCCAAUAUUUGGUUUCACAGCUGUAGUUAAAGCUUGGGAUUUGGUUAUUUCCCCCCUCCCAGGAAUUUUCUGUUAUUCUUGUUUUUCUUUUCCCAGUUAUAGGGGUUGUAUGGGGAGGGUCCCCACCAUCCCCCGCUGCAUGGGGGGGUCCCUCCACCAGUGUCAGGGCAUCAUUGGCCCUAUCCCUGCUCCCUACUUCCUCCUCUGCUGUCUGCCCCACACCCCCAACACUGGGGUUGGGAAGAGGUCCCACGUGGCAGGACUUGAUGGGGAAGAAGCAGGAUGA
This is a messenger RNA of Pipistrellus nathusii (Nathusius's pipistrelle), 381 nucleotides long. The record is from the annotation of a GenBank genome assembly. Lineage: Eukaryota; Metazoa; Chordata; Mammalia; Chiroptera; Vespertilionidae.